Caenorhabditis auriculariae is the source of this 1425-nucleotide messenger RNA. NCBI's taxonomy places the organism in Eukaryota, Metazoa, Nematoda, Chromadorea, Rhabditida, Rhabditidae. The record is from the annotation of a GenBank genome assembly.
AUGUUCUCGUUGUUCUUCUUUAUUUUACACGAAAUAUCCGCCUUAAUUGGUCUUCUGACCAACUUGGUGACGAUUACUGUGAUGAUGACCGAGGAAAUGAGAAAGAUGCCGGUUGGUUUUUUUUUUCUUUUUCAAAAAAAAACUGUUAUCAGCUAGAUGAAUAUUUAUUUCAGAAUGACUUUUCAGGACACACCUCUACGAAUUUCCCUAUCAAUUUUCGAAAUUCUCUGGGUUGUGACUAGAGCCUUCACUUAUUAUAUGUAAGUCACAAAACAUACAAAUUCAAUGACUUGACAACAAAAAAAAACUUUCAAUCUCAUAAAUUUUGAUUUCCUCAGUGAAUUCCUAACCGGUGCGAUUCUUUACGUCGUCAGCGGCUUGUUUUUCUUGAUGUCUAUGAUUUGUGUCGAACGCUGGAUUGUGACUUUCCGACCAGACUUGGUAAUCAAUAUCUAACUCUAGUUUUUCGGAUCUUUCUUCUAGGCAAAAGUCUGGUGCACCAGGAAAAAUAUCUUCAUCUUUACGAUUACCAUGAUGGGUGUCUCGAUUUUCUGGCACACGCCGUACGAUUCCGACAAUGGGUUUGUUUAAUGAUGAAAAUCAAUAGAGAAAGGAUAAAUUUCAAAAAUUUUCAGUCAGCCCAUUCGCAUAGAAAAUUUAUCGAAAAAUUCUAAAAGUGUAAAUUGAUUUCGAGACGUUUUUAGUUUUUUUUUUCCUGAAUCCGUCAUUAAUUUAUUCGCCUUUAUUUUCACAGGGUAUUCAGUAAAAAGAAAAACAUGUUUUCAAUGCAGAAUUUAAUUUUGAAACAUUUUUGCUCAACUUGAGGCGAACCUUCUCUAUGUGGGUUUCUAUUACGCUGCAGUUCUGCAUUCCGACUCUUCUCAUCGUAGCCACGCUGCCAAAAUUGAUCAAGGGCUUGAUGUAUAAAGCGGAAUCUAUCGAAGACUCUUACCAGGUUUUUUUUUUCCAUGAAAAAUUAUUAUAGAAUGAGAAUUGAGGCUUCCGCCGAGCACCGUAAGACCUUGGUGAUGUGCAUCGUCGUCAUGAAAUAUCUGAUCCUGUGGGGUCAUCUGCAAUUGUCGCAUUUUCUCGACCCUCUUCAUUCUGAUAUUGAUGUUUCACCAGAAAAAAAAAAUCAUCUAAUUGAUAAAAAUCUAAAUUUUCAGUUUAUUCAUCCCGCAUACAAACGAUAUGUGAAUAAUGUCAUAAACUUCGCGUUGAUGUUCAACUGCGCGUCGACCUUUUUAGUUUAUUUAAUCUGGUGGGAUCUCUACCGCAAGAAAUUGGUUGAAAUGUGAGUUAUCCCUUUUUCGAGAAUGGCGAAAAUUGUGAAAAACUGAUUUUAGAAUGGGGUGUCUUAUCUUUUGCCGCCGAUCCUCCACGCCAAACUCGAUAAAUCCGGACCAAAACUUGUUUACCAUGUGA